Messenger RNA from Candida dubliniensis CD36, 876 nucleotides. RefSeq names its product lysophosphatidic acid acyltransferase. Bases 1 to 876 code for a protein of 291 amino acids. NCBI's taxonomy places the organism in Eukaryota, Fungi, Ascomycota, Pichiomycetes, Serinales, Debaryomycetaceae. The record is from RefSeq and is a predicted model, not a curated record. The transcript has a single exon.
AUGGAAAAGUUUUCAAGUUGGAGAGAUAAAGGAACUGGUAUUUCUCCAUUUAUGCCUCAAAAAUUACCAACAUUUCAAAAUAAUAUCAUUUUAUCAGUAGCAUCAAAAUCACCAAUAUUUUUAAUUAAAUUACCAUUUUUCAUUAUUACUUAUUUGAUUUAUACAAUUACUGGAUUAAAUUUUAUAUUAAAAUUUAUUUUAACAAUUUUAUUUGGAUUUAAUAGAAUUGAAUUUACUGUUGAUGGUAUUAAAAAAUCACAAAUUGAUAAAUUAAUUAAAUAUAAACCUCAAAAAGGUGAUUUAAUCAUUACAAAUUAUAUUACUCCAUUAGAUGGUUAUUUUCUUUCUUUAUUAAGUGGUAAUAAUUCUAAAAUUGUUCUUUUAAUUCCUAAUAAAUCAGGUGAUUUAUAUCAAUAUUCACCAUUAGGAUUAUUUAAUUAUACUUUUAAUUAUAAUGAUGGUGGGAAAUUAAUCCAAGAUUUAUCAAAAUUACAAAACAAAAUUGUGUUUUUAUUUUUAGAAGGAACUCCAUCAAAUAAUAAAUCAAUUUUACCAUUUAUUAAAUUAAAUUCUAAAUAUUCAUUUAAUGAUAAUUUUAUUAUUAAAUCAUUGAUUGUGAAAUUAAAACCAAAUUAUUUCACUUUACCAAUACCUCAUAUUACUACUAAAUUACAAUAUUUUUUCGAACUAUUAACAAAUUUAUCUCCUAAAAUUAUACAUUAUAAAAUUUAUAAAUUUGAUAAUGAAUUUAAUAUUUCUAAAAUUAGAAAUUCUUUUGAAUUGAAUUCUUUAACUUCAAUAAGUCAAGAUUUAAAUAUUGAUUCAAAAAAUAAAUUUAUAGAUUAUUAUUUUGAUCAUAGUAUUAAAAAGAAUUAA